Exophiala aquamarina CBS 119918 is the source of this 678-nucleotide messenger RNA. RefSeq lists its product as uncharacterized. The record is from RefSeq and is a predicted model, not a curated record. The transcript is spliced from 3 exons. Gene Ontology annotation, cellular component: nucleus. The annotation marks the transcript as partial. Lineage: Eukaryota; Fungi; Ascomycota; Eurotiomycetes; Chaetothyriales; Herpotrichiellaceae. Gene Ontology annotation, molecular function: DNA binding.
AUGGUAAACCCACCUGUGGAUGUCGGUGGAUUGUCAUGGUGGGCGCCGUCUUCUCCUCCGCCUUUGCCCAACGAGCUGGUCAAUCAACAUUUCCAAAACUACAUGCCGAUUUUACCCGCUGGUCCUCUACCGCCCGGGGCUGUUUAUGACGACAAUUUGAAUGUCACUCUCACUGAAACAGCCACUAAGCGUCGCAAACUAACGAACGAUGAACGCCGUCAAAUGUGCAUAGAUGCUGAGGAGAACCCAACCAUGAGACAAACUCAAAUCGGAGCCAAGUACAAUGUAGAAAGAAGCACUGUGUCCAAAAUCUUGAGGCAGAAGGACAAGUACAUCAACCUCAAUUCAGGAGUGGACGGCUCCAGCCCUGAGAAGAAGCCAACAGCCAAGGUAUCUCCUGUUGAACAGAAGCCAACAGCCAAGGCACUCCGUGUCAAGAACACAUUGAUCAAUUGGGUGAGAGCCAGCCAGGAAAAGGGCACACCGAUCUCCGAUGAGGACCUCGAGGAGAGAGCCGGUGCUUUCUGCUCUGCUCUUAACGAUAAAUCGUUCGUAGCAAGUGCGGACUGGUUGGAGAAGUUCAAGAGCGAACACGGUUUAACGGCUCCCCAGGGCGACAAUGAUUCGACAUCCAGAAACACAAGUCCGGCUUUCCAGCCCCAGACUCUGGCGAAGACC